AUGCCUACAUAUCCGAUCCGACGCCGGCCUCGCGAGUGCAAAACUUGUCUACCAUGUCGCGCCAGUAAGGUUCGCUGCGAUCGCAACGUCCCGUGUGGGAACUGCGUUAAACGUAACUUUACUUGUUCUUACGGUCGUCCGCCGCCAACUCAACCCAAACCUUCGCUCAUUCCAGAGCCUACCUUUUCAGCUACCGCCUCAACUGCGUCUACGCCCCAAUUGCCUUCCGGUUCAGCCUAUAUAUCUUCUAGUCGAGACGAUGCCCCGAUUCCCACCUACAGUGCAGAGCCGGCCUCGGAUGAUGGUCUGUCGGAAACCGUGACGAUUUCUCAGUUCGAAUGGGACGAGGUGAAUUCGAAGAUGCGCGCGAUGGAGUCAAUAUUGGCUAGUCUGAACUCGCUUUUUCAGGCUCAUACGGCGAGGAAAUCCAGCAACCCUCGUUCCGAGCAGUCGGUGACUGAAGACGACGGCAAGUCGCCGGCCCCUCAGGGGAUCUAUAACGAGAACACGAUGAAAACGGGCUCCAUCCACAUCGGCGCAAAAUCCGCUUUGAUAGAUAUUCUGGAUAGAUCAAAAGGCUCGGAGGGUACGGCGGCCGCGUUGCCGAAGGAAGACUUGCUGGCAGAAUUGGCGAUGGAAAACGAGGCUGCCUCGUAUCCUUUCGUCGACCUUUGGUCGUCUGAUCCGUACACCUUCAACAUCGCCGGGGUCUGUGGCGUGUUGCCGGAUGACGAACAAUGUCGCAGGUUUCUUCGUUUUUACAAAGACAUCGGCUCAGUACUAUACCCCGUACUCCCGGACGUUUCCAAAUUAGAAUACAACACAAAUGAACUCUUGAAAAAUAGGCUGAAGGCAGGAGGUACAUAUCGACCGGACGUGAACGGUCUGAUGAAACCGUUUGGCAUGAGUUUACCUUUCCUUAGCCUCCUCUUUGCCGUUUUAGCUUCAGGUUGCCAAUUAUCCGACUUGCCGUUGAAGGAACGGGAGUUGACGUCGUGGGUAUAUGUUUCGUGUUCCUACCAGUGCCUGCGGAUGAUGAACUAUGUUUCGCAGCCAACGGUGGAAAUAAUCCAAAUUCUGCUAAUUAUCAGUAAUGUGCUGUCAUAUAACAUGAACGCUGGUGCUUCUUAUACCUUACUCGGGAUGACAGAGCGGAUGUGUAUGAGUCUCGGGCUGCAUGUUGAAACACCAGGGUUCUCGCAAAGCGUCACAGCGUCUCGGAGAAGAGUAUGGUGGGCGAUGGCUUUCCAGAAUAGCCAUUUCUCCUUAGCUUACGAUCGACCAUCCAUCACUAUGGUAAGCCAGCCGGAAAUUCCCUAUGAUAGGAAAUCAAUGCCUGGCCAUCGCUCCUACUUCGAAAGCCUCUGCCGCAUUAUCUCUGUGGUGCUGGAGAUGCUGCGGGGGCUUAUGCUGUCGCACCAUUCUCACCUGCGGUACCAUGAAAUCCGCGAGUAUAAACAGCGAAUAGAGCGCAUUCUUGCAGAUACUACCCCUCAUUUGCGUUAUCGGGAACGCUGCGUCACCUUGGCCGAACACAUUGAGCGGACCGAGUUGCGGCUACACUCGUCUUACUAUAUCUCAGUCAUGUGUCGAGUAUCUUUGGACCCAGACGCCCCGCUAGAUGACCAGCGGCGUGCGGUAGUCCGAGAGGACUGUAUAACCAAUCUCAUGAAUACGAUCGAAGCUUUCAUUGAGCUGCACUCACUUCAUUCCCACUGCUCGCGUAGCUGGGUCAGUCUUCAGCGGACCAUCGCAUCCGCGUUCUUGCUGGUUGCCAACAAUAACGACCAAAUUCACCCACGGACGUGGGAGUUGAUUGAGAAAUUAGAGGCAGUCAUCGCCGAGCACGUGAGUGGGGAUGAAAAUGUAAAUCUCCACGCUCGGACAGAUUCGGCCAGGCAUUUGGCAUCGUCUCUCCGCGCUCUCCGGGAAGUUAGUGCUGCAUUCUAUUCUAGGAAGAAGAAGAAGAAGAAGGAACUAGGCCUAGCCCCGGAAGCUAUUUCGCCGAAAACCGUGUUCACUUCACCAGCUGUCACCGCCUCGUCGCCUUAUGCUGCCGGAUACAGCGUGAGUUCCUCCGAGGACGGGCAUAUUGACAACAUUUUGAAUCAGGUGUCGGAUGUGAUGUUGUUCCCUACUCUGAACAUGGGGAAUUCAUGA
Messenger RNA from Aspergillus nomiae NRRL 13137, 2160 nucleotides. Its product is annotated as putative transcription factor. Gene Ontology annotation, biological process: regulation of DNA-templated transcription; DNA-templated transcription. The transcript is spliced from 5 exons. Lineage: Eukaryota; Fungi; Ascomycota; Eurotiomycetes; Eurotiales; Aspergillaceae. The coding region runs from base 1 to 2160 and encodes 719 amino acids. Gene Ontology annotation, molecular function: zinc ion binding; DNA binding; carboxy-lyase activity. The record is from RefSeq and is a predicted model, not a curated record.